AUGCGUUAUUUGUAUCUUUUAAUCCUCUUCACAGCUGUUUUAAUGAUGUUGACGACGAUGGUGAGAAGAUGGGAAACAGAGGCAAGAAUGAAAAGGAAAGAAAUUAAUGGAGAGAUUGAAAGGCACUGGCGUUACAAACCCACUGGUUUCACGAUUACUCCGAAAGAUGCUUGUCCACAAAGUGUUGAGGUACUGCUCGUUGUAUCAUCUGGUAUGACUCAUCAACAACGAAGGGCGUUGAUUAGACAAACCUACGGCAAGAAACAGUGGCAGAAACAGUUCAACUAUCGCGUAAUCUUUGUUGUUGGUCGAAGUUUGCAAGAAGAUGACGAAGAAAUAUUGAAAGAAGAAGCGAGAAUGAAUGGCGAUAUUUUGCAGGCGAAUUUUGUCGAUGGAUACAGGAUGAACACGGUGAAGUUUCUCAACUGGAUGCGCUACGUUCACGACGAGUGUCCAAAGAUCAAAUUGGUCUUGAAAUUAGAUGAUGAUAUCUUGGUAAACAUUCCCUGGUACGUCUCAAGAGCCGCUCAUCCGUCGAAUCAAUGGGAAACCUACUGCUCUGGACCGGCUAUGAUUUUGUCAACCGAUCUGUUCUCGAGGUUGAUCACACGAAUCGAAUCAAAAGAACACUACAAUUCGGUCGACGAUGCUUUUAUCACCGGACAAAUCGCUAAAGAGGUUCACGCUAAACACGAUUUUGAGCUCUACAAAGACAGUUGUUUCUGGAAUGGUCUCCCAGAAUAUGAUGGAAAAAUCGAUAAACCGAUGCUUAGUGGGGGCGCGAUUUUUGGCGAAUAUCGUUCAUCGAGUGGAAUGCGAAGAGUUUGGGAGCAAUUGUUGAUCAUGAAUGGAGCUAUCACCGAUCCACCGGAUCAUCUACCCAAGUCUUUCAAAGAGAGACCAAGUCGGAAUGAUGUUAUU
Messenger RNA from Mesorhabditis belari, 921 nucleotides. The record is from the annotation of a GenBank genome assembly. Lineage: Eukaryota; Metazoa; Nematoda; Chromadorea; Rhabditida; Rhabditidae.